Messenger RNA from Chionomys nivalis (European snow vole), 1864 nucleotides. It is a transcript of the gene Slc35b2, whose product is annotated as solute carrier family 35 member B2. The record is from RefSeq and is a predicted model, not a curated record. Gene Ontology annotation, cellular component: endoplasmic reticulum membrane; Golgi membrane. The transcript has 4 exons. The coding region runs from base 103 to 1401 and encodes 432 amino acids. Gene Ontology annotation, molecular function: 3'-phosphoadenosine 5'-phosphosulfate transmembrane transporter activity. Lineage: Eukaryota; Metazoa; Chordata; Mammalia; Rodentia; Cricetidae. Gene Ontology annotation, biological process: transmembrane transport.
UGGCUAGCUGGCUGCUGGAGCGGGUGGCGAAGGGAGCGGAGGGAGCGUGCGGCCCGGGGACUCGCAUUCCCCGGUCCCCCCUCCGCCCCACGCGGCUGGGCCAUGGACGCCAGAUGGUGGACAUUGGUGGUGCUCGCCGCGCUCCCUUCUUUGGGAGCAGGUGGAGAGUCACCCGAAGCCCCUCCGCAGUCCUGGACACAGCUGUGGUUCUCCCGCUUUUUCUUGAAUGCUGCUGGCUAUGCCAGCUUUAUGGUACCUGGCUACCUUCUGGUACAAUACUUUAGACGGAAGAACUACCUAGAGACAGGCAGGGGUCUCUGCUUUCCGCUGGUGAAAGCCUGUGUGUUUGGCAGUGAGCCCAAGGCCUCUGAUGAGGUUCUGCUAACUCCCCGGGCAGAUGCUACGGCAGAUACUACCCCGUCUUGGCAGAUCCUGAAGCUGGUCUUCUGUGCCUCGGGGCUCCAGGUGUCCUAUCUGACCUGGGGUGUACUGCAGGAAAGAGUGAUGACCGGCAGCUAUGGAGCCACAGACACAUCACCAGGCGAGCACUUCACGGACUCACAGUUCCUGGUGCUAAUGAACCGUGUGCUGGCAUUGAUUGUGGCAGGUCUCUACUGUGUCCUACGCAAGCAACCCCGUCAUGGGGCACCCAUGUAUCGAUACUCUUUUGCCAGUCUGUCAAAUGUGCUCAGCAGCUGGUGCCAAUAUGAAGCACUUAAAUUCGUCAGCUUCCCUACCCAGGUACUGGCCAAGGCCUCCAAGGUGAUUCCCGUCAUGAUGAUGGGAAAGCUGGUAUCUAGACGAAGCUAUGAACACUGGGAAUACCUUACUGCUGGCCUCAUCUCCAUUGGGGUGAGCAUGUUUCUGCUGUCUAGUGGACCAGAGCCCCGAAGUUCUCCAGCCACCACACUCUCAGGCUUGGUCCUACUGGCAGGCUACAUCGCUUUUGACAGCUUCACCUCAAACUGGCAGGAUGCCCUGUUUGCCUAUAAGAUGUCUUCAGUGCAGAUGAUGUUUGGGGUCAAUUUAUUCUCCUGUCUUUUCACAGUAGGCUCACUACUGGAGCAGGGGGCCCUACUGGAGGGAGCCCGCUUCAUGGGGCGGCACAGUGAGUUUGCAUUCCAUGCUCUCCUCCUCUCCAUCUGCUCUGCCUUCGGUCAGCUCUUCAUCUUCUACACCAUUGGACAGUUCGGAGCCGCUGUCUUCACCAUCAUCAUGACUCUCCGCCAAGCUAUUGCCAUCCUUCUCUCCUGCCUUCUCUAUGGUCACACUGUCACUGUGGUGGGGGGGCUAGGAGUGGCUGUGGUCUUCACUGCCCUACUACUCAGAGUCUAUGCCCGGGGCCGUAAGCAGCGGGGAAAGAAGGCUGUUCCAACUGAACCCCCAGUGCAGAAGGUAUGAGGAAUGGAAUAAGGACCCUCUCUGGUUUCUGUAGCUUCUCAGAGGCACUGGCUCAAGGGCAAAAUAUUCUCAGUGUACAGCAGAGGAUUGGAGCCCUGGAGGCAGCCUCUUUUGCCUUGCCUUAAGAGCCCCACCUACUACUAUUCAUGCAAGUGGCAGUUGUGGGUCUGAGUUAGAGGUGAUCCACAUGGAGCUCCCCCAAUCUGAGAUUACCUGGUGGACCUGUGAACCAGUACCAGGCCUUUGCUUGUUCCCUUAACACCCACCCCUCAAGAACAGCACACACAAACCGUUUACAGGCCCUAAUGUGGUUUACCUUGGGGAGGGGGUGUCAGUGAAAAUGGUGCUGUGCUAAAGGCAACAGAGACCUGCCCAGCCCCUUGGGAGCCUUGUGUUCUUUGCUCAAGUUUUGGUACUUGUCACCUUUUGCUCUUAUUUGAUUAAACUGCAGCAGUGACUUGGC